Rotaria sordida is the source of this 566-nucleotide messenger RNA. The record is from the annotation of a GenBank genome assembly. Lineage: Eukaryota; Metazoa; Rotifera; Eurotatoria; Philodinida; Philodinidae.
AUGUAUAUUUUCAAAAUUGUUAUUCUAUAUCUUGUAGCAAUACAUCAUAGUUAUGGACAGGCACGUGAUGGAGCCGAUGCAAGUUCAACAGACGUUGGUAUUGGAUGUUUUUCUGAUGAUUCAUCGGUUAUGUUAACUAAUGGUAAACAAAAACAAAUCAGUUAUCUUCAAACAGGUGAUGAAAUUCUUGCUGUUGAUCAUUUGAAAAUAAUUCCUACUGAAAUGGUUUUUAUGUUGGAUAAACAAAGAUCAAAACAAGCUAAAUUUUAUACAUUCAUAACUGAUUCGGGUCAUCAAAUAAGUUUAACAGGUCUCCAUUUAAUUCCGAUUAUUUCUUCAAAUAACAAAAUGAAUUAUAUCGCAGCUCGGCAAGUUCAGUUGGAUGAUCAAUUGUAUGUUCGUAUGAGUGGUCACAUGAAAUCUUCAGCCGUUAGAAAUAUAACCAUAGAAAUAAAAAAAGGAUAUUUUGCUCCAUUAACAUUGACAGCUCGUUUUAUUUCUGUCAAUGAACCAUUUAAUAAUAAUCGAACAGAUGGAAUACAUUGGCUUGUUCAAUUUAUUUAUCA